This is a messenger RNA of Desarmillaria tabescens, 1621 nucleotides long. Its product is annotated as aspartic peptidase domain-containing protein. Gene Ontology annotation, biological process: proteolysis. The transcript is spliced from 10 exons. Gene Ontology annotation, molecular function: aspartic-type endopeptidase activity. NCBI's taxonomy places the organism in Eukaryota, Fungi, Basidiomycota, Agaricomycetes, Agaricales, Physalacriaceae. Bases 244 to 1518 code for a protein of 424 amino acids. The record is from RefSeq and is a predicted model, not a curated record.
AAAAGUUGAACGUCGGAAGUUAUUGUGGGGCAUGAUGCUGAUGUACAGCCGCUUGUAGCUCCCGCUUCACUACACUGCCUGGUGACUUCUUCUGUGUCCUUCUGGUUUAUAUCCUAUUUCUUUUCGCAACGUUGCCACGCACUGCCAUUUCCUCUACUUUACUUCCUGUCGUUUCAUCAGAAUGUUUAUAGGGACACCAGGAGGAUAAAAACAAGCGACUGUCAUCCUCGUCUCCUCAUCACUAUGGCCACUACGACGUUCUUGCCCUUGUUAUGCCUUGCUGCCUACUCCUCUGGAUUGCAACUGAAGAUUGAAGGCCGACACGAUGUUCAAACUCGACAUGAACUCCUACAACGGGGAAACAUCAAUGGGACCUCUACCUUGAUCAAUAUUGCGGAUUUACGCUAUUAUACGAACUUGACGCUUGGUGGGGAAGUCUUUUCAGUGCUUGUCGAUACCGGGAGUUCAGACUUGUGGGUUGCAGGUAGUAUUACGGAUAGUGUCGACACUGGGGCGAACUCUGAGCUCAUCUAUGGUAUUGGUGAAGCGAAAGGGCCCAUAAAAACUUCAACUCUUGAAUUUGCCAAAUACACCGUACGGGAUCAAGCAUUCAUGGAAGUCACGCCAGACGAUGACCAUGAGGAAGGAAUAGGACUGAUAGGCCUUGGACCGACAUCCGGGUCCAACAUCUACAAUACAUUGAAUACCUCAGCCGGAUACGCGGUGCUGGACCGUAUAUUUCUGCAAAACACAUCAACACCAAACUAUUUGACGGUGCUUCUGGGACGCGCUGAAGAUCCAGCCGAUGUCUUUCCCGGUGAGAUAUCAAUCGGAGAGCUUUUAGACGGAUAUAGUCAUGUCGAGAGUGAACCGAAACUCGAGGUCACCAGACUCACUGCUCGCGACUACCCCGCCGCUCAGCAUUUCCAGGUCCUAUUAGACCAGGACGGCUUAUUAGGACCAGACGGACAGCCAGUAUCUAUCACCACCGAGGUGGAUGGGACAUCAAACUCAAAGCAGGCGACUGUCGUUGUAGACAGUGGUACUUCAUUGAACCUGGUACCUAAAUCUGUUGCUGAUGCGAUAUACAGUCGCUUCUCUGGUGCAGAAUACCAAGUUAAUAUAACAGGCGUUGGCGAUGUAUGGAUUGUACCUUGCGAUGAAGAAGUAAACAUUACAUUCAAAUUUAGCGGUAAUAGCUACCAUAUACAUCCCCUGGAUGCUACGAUGGAUCCAUCUCUAUGGGGAUUAACCGACCUUGUGAACUCAAAAAACCAGUCGUCGUGCAUUGGCUCGUUUCAACCUAUCUUUUCUUCGGCGUCGGGUGCAACGUACGAUAUGAUUCUCGGAAUGUCGUUCCUUCGCAAUGUUUACGCCGUCUUCAACUUUGGAGACUUCGUAGGUAAUGGAAGUGAUAUAAGCAACCGUGGAGAUCCUUACAUCCAACUCCUGUCCACGACCGACCCGACUGAGGCGCAUUCCGAUUUCGUCACUGCUCGCUUGAGCGGCAAUGUGUAAGGGAUAUAGAUUAUGUACGAGCUGCUAGCUAUAUAUUUAUUUACCUAAAGCCUUUGGACUACUACGUAUGUCGUCAGUCUAAUACGCAGCUACGGGGAUCUUA